This is a messenger RNA of Thecamonas trahens ATCC 50062, 4146 nucleotides long. Its product is annotated as Hcr2-0A. The coding region runs from base 1 to 4146 and encodes 1381 amino acids. Lineage: Eukaryota; Apusomonadida; Apusomonadidae. Gene Ontology annotation, molecular function: protein binding. The record is from RefSeq and is a predicted model, not a curated record. The transcript has 2 exons.
AUGCGCGUGCGCGAGGCGCAGGUGUCGGCGAUGCAGGCGGCGGCUUUGGAGGAGGCUCGGGCAGCUGGACGGAGACAGGCGAGAGCGGCGGGAGUGGUCGGCGGAGAGGCAGGCGGCUCAUACGAGCUGUUGCAGCGGUUCUUUUACGACUUUGGCGGGCCAGAGUGGGCGCUAUCGUACGGAUGGCUGGAGGGCCGCGACCCGUGCUGCAUUCCAGGCACCUCGCCGUGUCGGGCGUGGUACGGGUUGGAGUGUGCAUACGACGGGCCAAACGCUACGGUAGGUGUGGUGGAGAACGUAUUGUUCUCGGACAACAACCUCAACGGGAAGCUGCAGCUGAUUGAGGACUCGCUCUGCCAGAUGCCGCAUCUGGUGACGCUGGCUGUACUCAACGAGAACAUCACCGGGACACUACCCCAGUGCCUGGCGUCGAUGCCUGCACUGCUUCAGCUCUACCUUAGUAACUUGAACCUCGAGCCUCAGCCGCUGCCGCUGUUUCUGGCCUCGAUGAAGCAACUACAGGUACUCGCCCUUGCGGCAGUCAACCUCGUUGGACCGAUCCCGGACGAGGCCGCCGCGUUGACGGGCUCGGUGUUUAGUCUAAUCCUUAGUGACAAUACGCUGACCGGGACCAUUCCCGAGUGGCUCUCGCAUGCUGGCAAUCUCACCAGCCUCGUGCUGCGCUGCAACGCGCUCGAGGGAACGAUACCGCCGUCGCUCUUUGCGCGCAAGUUUGCGCUCCUGGACCUCUCACAGAACAAGCUGAACGGGAGCAUUCCGGACGCCUUUCUCCCGUACCAGUACUACGUCUCACUCGACUUGUCGCACAACCAGCUGGAGGGCACGCUGCCGCCAACGAUCGGCUACGUCGCGUCCUCGUACUUUCCGGUUAACAUCACGCUGGCGGGCAACAUGCUCUCUGGCGGCGUUGACGUCCUCUUUCCAGCCUACAGCAAGCUCGCAAGGCUCAACUUGGCCAGUAAUAGGUUUUACGGCACUAUUCCAGCCGCUGUGGGGUUGGCAAGCAACUUGUCCGAGCUGGUGCUGAGCGACAACAAGUUGUUCGGGACGAUUCCGGCCGAGAUCGGUAAUAUGGGCCAGCUGGAGCUCCUUAACCUCGCCGACAAUGAGUUUACCGCCAUUGACCGCUCCAUGACGCUGUACACGAUACCAAAGCUUCGACAAGUGUCGCUCCGGGGCAACAGACUCACAUGGCUUCCGCCCUUGGUCUACCUCGACGUGGUCGUCGAGGACAACAAGGUGACGCAGUGUGCGUAUACCUCGCUGAUGACGUUUCUGGAUGUGAGUGGCAACCCGAUACGACCGCUGAGCGGGGGUAGGCGGCUUCGCAUGGGUGACAUCUUGUCCAUGCUCAUUGCCUCGGACAUUGGUGUGGAAUCUGCGCUGCUCUCAUGUGUACAGGGCUUGCAAACCGGGUAUGCGAGGCUCAAAACGCUUGCACUGGCGCAGAUCGGACUCUCUGGCUCACUCAUGCCGACGAUUUUCGAAGUAUUUCCAGGCAUCUCACACCUGGACCUCCAGGGCAACAAUCUGGGCGGGCCGCUGCCGCAGUCGACAACGUUCUUUUCGUUUACGCUUCCGUUCUCGCUCGAGUUUUUGGAUCUGAGCAACAACGCGCUUAGCGGAAGCCUGCCGGCAGUGUACGGGCCGGCGCUGGAGACGAACUUGCAGUUUCUCGGCUUGCUCGACGGCAACUUUGUGUGCCCGGGCCUGACUGCGCCGCACUCGCGGGCGCAGAUCCACGUGGACGCGACUUACUACCACCGGACGCUCUGCCGGUGCUCGCCGCGGUUCUGGGGCAAGGUGCAGGCGGACGGCAGCGGCUGCCACUCGCUUGCCACGUACUGCGACGACGAAAAAGAGUGCAUUGUGCACGCGCCGAGUGCAAACGAGACAGUGUCGGUGGCGUCGACGGCGGUGGUGGUCUCCAAGGGCUACUGGCCGUCGCCGAGUGCCGACGCGGCGGUGUUGCUCAUCCGAUGUACCUCGCUGCCUGUGCCAGCUGAUCAGAUUGCGUGCAAUCCUGCGGGUCGGCUCGAGUGCACGCCAAACAUUGUGAGAGGCGAGAACGGGGAGACGCUGUCCAAGUUUUCAUGCAAGCCUGUGGAUGAGGUCUGUCGGUGGGGCCACUCGGAGCGGCUGUGCGGCAAGUGCGAGACCGGCUUUUUCCGGACUGCUGUCGGCUGCCGGCAGUGUACAGGGCUCAUCUCGUCGCCAUGGACGCUAGUCUUUGGCUUGAUCUUCUUCUUCAUCUUUAUGGGCCUGGCCAUCCUCAUCCGGACUCGGGACCCGUCGCCACAGAUGCAGCGGAUCCGGGAGCACUUUCACGAGCAGCGGACGUUGCGCGAGUUUCUGACCGCGUAUCGUGGCGAGCUCAUCCAGGUUACCUCGCUCUAUGUCUCUUUCUGCGUGGCAGUCGCCUUUGUGGAGCCAUCGUGGGUAGAGACAAUGCUUGCACUCUUUGCGACGACGUACUAUGUCGUGUACUCGCUGCUGCGAAAGUCGCUGCCGCCGGACGAGGGCGGGAGUGGGCGUGGUGACGGCCGCAACGAGCGAACUGCGCUGCUCGCGCGCGCGCACUCUGACGGUCAGGACGACCGCGAUGCCGUGGGCGGGUUUCUGGGCGAGACUCCGGUGCGCGACGUGCGCGAGGCGCUUGCCGUCGCGUCAGGCGUCUUCAAGUCGUUCGUGGUCUACUUUCAGACGCUUGCGGCGGUAACCAAUGGACUUGUGGUCUGGCCAAAGUGGGGCUCGUUCAUUGUGGCGCUCAACAAGCUGCUGGUGUCUGUGGCGCCGCUGGUGUGCCAGCAUCCAUCGCUGACAUACCAGGAUAUGUUUCUUAUUGUCAUGCUCCUCCCACUCGGCCUUGUGGUUGCGAUCUCGGUUCUAUUUGGGGUCUGGGUGGUGUACCAGUGGUUGUGCAAGAUCCGAAUGGUGGCAUCGGUCAAGAGCUCGGACGACGGGGCAGUCCGCGUGGCUGUGGCGCACAAGCUCUUUGCGGUCCGUGUUAGGACCGCCGGACAGGUUCUGUUUGCAGUUGUGGUCCUCACCGGGUACAUCAUGUUCUUCCCGGUCAUGUCGACGUACUUUGAGCUGUACGCGUGCUCGCGCGACAACACGCCGCUGGAGCAGGGCAAGCAGCAGUCGAUCAGCUACAUGACGACUGUUCCGUGGAUCCGAUGCUUUAACUCGCACGAGUACUUUUCAAUGUACAUUCCGGGCUCGCUGCUGAUGGUGGUGUACGUGGCCGGCUUUGUGUGGGUCUUCCACCUGCUCAACGCGCACCAUCGCGGCGGUGAGCUGCGGCAUGGCGCGGUGCGGCUGCAGUACUCGAUUCUGUUCGAGUCGUUCCGCCGAGGAGCGUGGUGGUUCGAGAAGGUGCUGACCGUGCGUCGAGCGCUGCUUGCGCUGGCGGUAGCGGGCUCGGCAACAGCGUCGCUCUCGUCGAUCGGGGUCACGGUAGUGCUCACCAUUUCACUCGCCAUCCAGGGCUGGUACGCGCCGUACUCGACGUCACUCGGCAACUUGGCGGAGAUUGUGGGCCUCUGCUCGGUCAUUUUCUCGUUCCUUGUCACCCAGUCGGCGCUGCGGGUGUAUCAGGCGUCGUCGGCAAGCGAGUACAAGCUCGAGGGCAUACCCGAGGUGCUCAACAACGUGGCGGUGUACAACGCGCUCGCCACGUUUGCCAUCUACGGCCUUGUCGCCAUCCUUCCGUUUCUGCGGCUCGUCCCGUCGAUCCGGGCGCGCAACUGGAGGAUCUUCCACAUUCUCGGGCUCGGGCGCCCCGAGGGCAAGGCCACACCGGCAGUCCGCGCCGGCGCCACCACUGGCGCGCGGUGGCAGUCGCUAAUGGUCUCGAUGGCGGACUUGCCGCCCUCGCCGCAGAGCAGCGUCCAAAACGCCAACGCUGCGGCGCAGGCUGAGCUCGAGACGCUCCGCGCGCGGGUUGCCGAGCUUGAACGCGACGCCCGCGACAGGGCCACCGCCGCGCUGCGGGUGAGCAUCAGCUUCCAGGCCGAGAUGGACCAGAUGCGGGCGAAGCUCGCCAAGUUGCGCGCUACCUCAGGCGCCUCCGCCGAGGAGUUGGUAUGCAAUGGUGGCGGCGAGGACCGCGAAGCAAGCUAG